UUGGCCUUGAUACGUCUGCGUAUGCCAUUUCAACUCAAUCGGGGAAUAUCCUAAAAUCGCAGCUUCAUUCGUCCGUCUCCUCCGUUCAUUUUCGUGGUGCUAGCCUCUUCUUUCAAAAGCAGAGCAGUCGGUUGUCUGGUGUGAAAUUAGCUCAGAGCUCCUCAUAAGAAUUUGGGUGAAUCAUGGCGGCUACCAAUGUGAUGAGGCGAGAUGAGAGCCUUCUUAUGUCGUCGUCCCCUCUUGAUCCCCGUAGAGGAGGAGAUACGUCUGCUUCUCGUGGCCUAUCUCUCGAGAAGAAAAUAGAAGCUCUUGAGAGCCUCACAGGACAAGUUAGUAACCGGAGAUCUAGGAGAUGGUUAAAUGAUCGUAUUCUGAUGGAGCUUGUUCCUCGUUUAGAUGCCCAAGAAAUCAGAGGCUUGUUUGCCCCACCUCCUUGGGGUGAUGAUGUUCCUCCUUCUGCCUUUUCUUUGACCACUGUUGGGGAAUGGGACAGAUUCAGAAACAUUGACAUGGACAAGGAGGCCAAUAUCAUGGACUCCUUGAACCAGUCAUCCGUAAGGCAGAAAGGUCAUGUGGAUGCUGAUAAAACUGCUGUUUUAACCGCUUGGCGAAGAAUAGAGUGUAGAACUAGAGAGGCUCUUCGGCGCAGCUUUUUACCUGACCUCAUCGAGGGCUAUGAGAACUGUAUAAGUCAUUUCAUUGAGGAAGGCGGUGAAGGAGAUGUGCUUGACAUCAAGGUUCAAGACCCAUUCCAUAGAUUGCUUUUGCACGGUGUUUGUGAGUACCACAAUUUGGUGUCUACAACUGCAACAGAACAAAUAGGAAAGAAAGCAACGAAGACGACAAAGAUCAAAUGGAAGAACAGCGACGAGAAACUGAGCAUCAGCCUCGCGCAUUUCCUCAGGAUGUCAAAGGAAGGAGCUUGGUAACAUCAUCACAUAGACAAACACACUCCUUUGUAGCUGUAACUCUUAUAAAUAAGAAAAAGAGCUGCAUUGGCCUCCUCUCUAUAUGCAGCAAGAGGAUUUCUUUGCUUCUUCUCCCUCUUAUGUGGUCUUGUGACCUUUGUAUUGUAUUCUCAUUACGUACCUUUCAAGUGAUAGAUUAAGUAGACAACCAGUUCUGGAAGAUAAAACAAUACACAAAUGUAUUAAUUUACUUUAUUUCAUGGAACCUUUUAUUUAAUUUUUA
Molecule: messenger RNA, 1191 nt
Organism: Raphanus sativus (radish)
Lineage: Eukaryota; Viridiplantae; Streptophyta; Magnoliopsida; Brassicales; Brassicaceae
Exons: 7
Coding region: 183-929 (248 amino acids)
Molecular function (GO): nucleic acid binding
Source: RefSeq, a predicted model, not a curated record